AUGAUAGAACAGUCAAAUUCUCUGCUUUUAAACGAAGAAGCAUUAAAGCUUUGUACAGAUUCCAAGAAGGCUGUGUUUGUUUACGAAUGGUUACGAUAUCUUGAUCGGAUACUGCCUGCUGCACAAAAGGACGAUAUAAAAACUGUACAAAAGCAGCUUGUUGGGCAGUUAACAUCGCGUCUUUUAGCUACACCUGGGCCACCUACCAGAGAAUUACUGGCGAAAUGCAUUGCACAAAUAUACUCAAUUGGAGAUACUUACAGUCUAUUUGAAACAAUUAAUUCGUGUAAUGAUAUUUUGAAAAGUCGAGAUGAUUCACCGACCUAUCUUCCAGUCAAACUGGCAGCCUUGCGAUGUCUAGGACAAAUGUAUGAAACUCUGGGUAGAUUGGUAGGUCGAAGUUAUGAAGAAACUUUUCAUUAUAUGGCGAAGUGGUUGAAGAAUGCUGAGUCGCAAGGACGUGCAGAAAUACUACAAACUUAUGCAAAGAUGGUAAAGGGUUUAGGUAUCGCCGCGUCUUCAGUACACAAAGAUCUGUAUAAAACUGUGAAGACACACAUAGCUGACCGUGUUAUGGCGGUUAGAGUAGCCGCUAUAAAUUGUCUAACUGCAUUAGUUUCGGAGUACUCUUUGUUGUACACAAACGAAGUUGAGAGCAUCAGCACACUGUGUUUCAAAGCGCUUGAAUCUAGUAAUUAUGAAGUACGUCUUGCAGUGGCUGAACUAUUUGCUACAUUAUUUGGUGCUGCAAUAAAUCCUCCAAGACAGCAUAUAUCUAGUACAAGCAAAGCCCAUCUUAGUGCAGCAUCUCCAAAGUUGUUAACCAUUGAAGAUUGUUUGGGUGUUUUGUCCCAUGGCUUUUUGAGAGGUGGAAUUGGCGGAUUUUUAAAAACCGGCUCUGUAGCAGUCACUGGAGGACAGAAGGAAACACGGAUUGGAAUUGCACUCGUAGUUUUUAUGCGUCGGUGUAUUGGUUAUGUUUUUCGAAGUACAGUUGGUACCAUUCUUGGAGAACAAGCACAAAUUGGUGUUUGCCGGCAGUUGGGUGCAGUGUUAGCUGAUUGCAUAAAUUCUUUUGAUUUAUUUACAGAUUACAGUCUUGAUCCUGGAGUCGAAAGAUUGUUGGGGGCAGAGGCACAUGCUAGUGCUCAAGUAGCAAUCACUAUAUUGUCUGAGAUCUCAUGUUUGGUACGGCAAAUUGGUACAGCAGUAACACCUUUGUUCACUGAGGCAUCAGGUAUAAUGGAGCCUGUUUUUGCUUGUUUGUUGCAUCCAAUUCAAGCUACCCGAAUAGCUGCUGCAUGGUGCUUGCGGUGUGUGACCUUUAGUGUCCCUUCUCAACUUGCCCCUUUAAUUGAUCGCUGUAUUAACAGGCUAGAACAUAUGAAAAGUUGCAGUGAUGCAAUCAGCGGCUAUUCGUUUGCAUUAAGUGCUCUCCUUGCAGGCUCUUGUGAGUGCAAACUUGGUAUUCCAUAUUGUAAAUCAAGACAAGUCUUCACUGUAGCUGAAGAUAUGAUAAAAACAGCUUCUCAAGCAAGCAGUUUAACUCAAGUGAAGUUGCAGUCUGGUUGGAUCUUGGUCUCUACCGUUCUGAAAUUUGGUGGAACGACUGUGCAAGAUUGUAUGAGAAGACUGAUACCAUUAUGGAAAAGUUCAUUUCCGCGAUCAGUAAAAGAGGCAGAAGUAGAAAAAAAUCGUGGAGAUGCGUUUACAUGGUUGUGUACCUUAGAAGCUCGUAUUGGAGCUCUAGCGUCAAUGGCUAUUUUCUUGGAAUACUCUUCAGUUUCAGUGACUGAUGAUAUUAUGAAGAAGAUUCUUUCAGCUGUGGAGUGCUCUCUUAUUACAGUUUCACACAUUUCGGCAUUGCUCAGAAGUUUUGGGACAAAAUUGAGGACUUUGAUGACACUUCUACGCAUUCGGAUAUACCAGCUGCUAAGUCUUCUUCCCCCAAAAUACUACGAACACACUUAUGCAUCAUUGUUACGUGAAUUGGUUGCUGAUCUGACUCUCUCUGAUAAUGGGCAGUCAACUGCUUGUACUUCGAUGUUAUCUUCGUUUUGUCCUGGUGUCGAUAAAUCGUUACUGAAUGCAUGGAUCAGUGACACUGAUCACGCAUUUAUUGAGUUAGAGAUGCAUCCAUCUCAAAAUUCCGCUAGUGGCACCAUCGAUAAUGAUCCAUUGUGUAUUAUGAAAGUUGCUAUUGAUGAUGCUUUAUGGUGGCCGGAGCCAUUGACUCAUGCAGUGGAAGUGAUCAACGCAGCAAUUAAUAUGUAUGGCAGAAUAUAUCCUCAGGUUCCACUUAAGCAUAAGCUCCAAAUGGCUGAACAUUUCGCUGAAUGUGUCAGGGGUACCAGAAAUGUUGCUCGACAGCAAUCAAUACAAAAAAAUAUUUUUGGCUGUUUACUUGCAUCAUUCAGAGCUGUCUCGGAACAAAAAGGGUUACGUUUGGAAGGUGAAGCUUUACAAAAAGCCAAUAUUGAUCUAAUUGUUCCAUCUCUCUCACACGCAAACUCUCUUAUAAGAUGUGCAGCAGCAGAAACACUGGGUCGUUUAGCCCAAGCUGUUGGGGAUGCGCAGUUUGUGGCGAGUAUGGCGCAAUAUAGCUUUGAUAAACUGAAAAAUUGUCGAGAUGCCAACAACAGAACUGGCUAUGCUUUAGCAUUAGGAUCCUUGCAUCGUUAUGUUGGUUCUUUGGGUAGUGGUCAACACUUGAAUACCAGCGUUUCGAUUUUGUUAGCUUUAGCGCAAGAUGCUACUUCACCUUUGGUUCAGUCGUGGUCAUUGGUUGCACUCAGUUUAAUUGCUGAUACUGGUGGUGGAAUGUUCCGUGGAUAUGUUGAGCCUAGUCUGAGUCUCUGUUUAAAGUUGUUACUGGAUACACCUUCUGCUAAUGGUGAUGUAUUGCAAUGUACUGGAAAACUUGUAUCUGCAUUGAUCAACACAAUGGGGCCCGAAUUACAACUUGUAGGUGUUGUAGAAGGAACAAGAACAUCAUUUUUGAUUGCGAGUGUCAUGAUGCUCAACAGCAAUGAUUUUUUGGUUCAAGCGGAAGCAGUGACCUGUUUACAGCAACUUCAUCUUUUUGCCCCUCGACAUGUCCAUCUUGACUGGCUUGUUGUUCGACUUUGUAAACUUCUUUCAAGCCCACACUUAAUUUUGCGGAAAAUUGCCGUUUGUUGUCUGAGACAACUCGUACAGCGUGAAGCGAAAGAAGUUCGAGAACAUGCUCAAAGUCUUGUACCGCAGGGUAUUAUAAAUAAUGUGGGACGAAACAAUAUGGAACAGGCAUUGCCAGAAACAGGUUUAGAGGGUGCUCUCCUGGCUAUGCUUGAUGUAGAAACAAAUGCAAAGCUCAUACAAGAUGCUAAAGAAACGUUAAUUUCAUUGGUUCAAGCAACAAGUAGUGAUUUGCUUACAUAUUGGUUGUCGUUAUGUAAAGAUAUCUUAGCAUCAUGUAUGGGUGCUGAUAUUCGGAGUACUAUACAAAUAGAAGAAAAAGGUAUCGAAGGUGUUGGAGAUGAAGAAGAUGAACAUGAGAGCUUAGAUGAUGAUGUAACUUUGAAAUCAGCAUCCGCUCGAGAGGAGAAAACAAAAGUAAUUCCACGGUGGCCUAGUCGAGUAUUUGCCACAGAAAUUGUGCAGAAAGUUAUGUCCGUUUGUGACUCAGAAAGGGCUCAUCUUGAUCUUGCUCUUGCUAAGGAGUUGCAGAUUUCUUCCGGUGGUCGAACUGAUUACUUGGUACUUCAUUUAUCAGAUUUAGUGAGGAUGUCUUUUAUGGGAGCAACGAGUGACAAUACCAGUUUGCGUCUUGCGGGGUUGGCAUGCUUGCAAGAUGUGAUAACUAGGUUUUCAGCUAUUCCGGAACCUGAGUUUCCAGGACAUGUCAUUCUGGAGCAGUUUCAAGCUCAGGUGGGAGCUGCCUUACGGCCAGCAUUCACUGCAGACACUCCUAGUGAUGUGACUGCUGCUGCUUGUCAAGUUUGCAGUACAUGGAUCGGCAGCGGUGUUGCUCAAGAUCUUAAUGAUUUACGGCGAGUUCAUCAGCUUUUGGUUUCGUCACUCGGAAAACUUACUCAUCGCUCAAUAAAUACACAGCUUUAUAGCGAAAGUGCUGCUACGCUGGAAAAGUUGGCAAUUUUAAAAGCUUGGGCAGAAGUUUAUAUCGUUGCUGUCGAACAAGAAAAACGAAAAGAAGUCAAUAAGGCUGCAGCUUUAAAAAAUGGAGAAGAAUAUAUUUCCUCUCAAGAAAGUUUAUUGAGCUUGGUUUCUCCUGAGCUUAGUUCGUUAAUUGAUUGCUGGUUAGCAGCAUUGCGCGAUUCAGCUCUUUUGUCACUUCCUCCUGAAUUUAAGUCUCAGUUACCAGUUGAAGGUGGAGCGUACUAUAUUGCGGAAUGCGCAGAUUUUUGCAAGGAAUAUUAUCGAGCAAGUUGGCCUUCAAUAUUAUUAGCCGCCUGUACAUGGCUCAGGCAAAAUAAUUUCGUGCUUCAACAGCACGUUAAUAAUUUGAAGGACAUUGAAAUGGAUGAAGUCAAAGAAAGUCAUUUUCACAUAAUGUUGGGGAUAUGUAUGGAGACUCUUUGUUCCAACCGCACGCAUAUUGAGGGAGAUUUAACAGUUCAAUUCUGUUUGCGAUCACUGAAGAAUCUUUUGGGAUGCAGUUGGUCGCAAACAUCCCUAAUGAGUAGUGCUCGUUUACCAGUUGAAAUUAUAAAUGUGCUUUACAGGCUAAUUUUAACUCGAGAAAACUUGCGAACUCAACAACUCUGUGCCGAGGUCACAAUGACAAUACUUGAUGCUGCACAGUACACAAUUGCAGUGGAAAAAAAAACAGAAGGAAAUGAGGAUAAUAAUAUGUUGAAACAGCGAAAAUUUGACUUCUUCAAAGGUUCUGGUAGAGCAGAAGGUACUGAUGGUCUACUGUUAACUGAUUCGUUGGCAUUCGCUGUUUUGGAAGUAGCUCUUUGCAUUUUGGUUAGACAAGUUCCUCAGAUAAAUUCGGUUUCAAUGAAGAGUAAAUCAACAGCUCCUCUUCAUUAUCGAAAAUAUUCUCGCCUUCCUCUAGAAUCUAACACUCUCAUAAAAAUGGGUCUGGAUAUUCUUACUCGUAUUCCAAUGCUGUGUUCACCCGAUGGUGUUGUUGUUGUGCUCCCAAGCAUUCUGUAUCUCAUUCUAGGAGUUUUGCGUGAGUCAUGCGUCAUUGAUAAGGAUCAGCUGGUACCUGAUGCUCCAUUCGGACACGUCUCUUUGGCUGCUGCUGCAGCCAUGCAGGGAUUGAGAACAAUACUUGCAGCAGUUCCUAAUGACUCAACUUUUUUAAAAUGGACGUUGGUGAUGAAAAGUGCUUUAAUUUCUAUGUUAAAUAUGGCAGGAGAUAAUAAAACUGAUUGUGCAGUCAUAAUGUUGGCGGUCGCUGUUUUUGUCACGUCAUCUCCACGCCAAGUGGUUAUGGGUAGCAAGAGUCUUCUGACUAGAAUUUGCAGAUUAUUCGAAACAUGUUUAGAAAGUGAACAUAAGCAGGUGGUUAUAAAGUGCUUACAAAGCUUGGCGUCUAUUUUCAGUCGACGUGAAAUAUGUUAUCCAUUCAUUGCAAAGCUUGUUCCAAAAGUUUUGAACAAAAUCCGACCUUUUGUAGCCGGUGUUUCGCAGGAAGAUGUAAUUAUUCCAGAAUCUGAUGAUGAUGUGGCUACUGUACAAGAAGCUAUACGCGUAUUAGAAAUUGCGCUUUCGGUUGCGGAACAAAACAAACGAUUAGCGAUUGUCAAUCUUGUUGUCCAGGUAAUAGGUUCAUUUUUGUGUGAGGACCCGGCAACACGCUACAGACGAUUGACUGUUCCUGAGCGUAAACUUCAUGAUUUUGCACUGAAUAGAUUGAACGCUAUCGGUCCUUGCUAUGCAAAAGAAUUCAAAAAAGUGCUCUUCUCCUUUCCUGAACUGAAAUCAAAGCAUGUCUCCUUCAUUUUUUUGUUUCUGAACUACGUACUUCCAGUGACUGAUGCAUUUGUACUAUCCAUUAGGAAUAGAACUAUCAGUACGCCAUCAAACAAGUCGUUCAGCAGCUGCACAACAAACCCAGCUUGCUGUCAAUGGGAAUUGUGUUAG
Molecule: messenger RNA, 6099 nt
Organism: Thelazia callipaeda (thelaziosis nematode)
Lineage: Eukaryota; Metazoa; Nematoda; Chromadorea; Rhabditida; Thelaziidae
Source: the annotation of a GenBank genome assembly